Molecule: messenger RNA, 2500 nt
Organism: Procambarus clarkii (red swamp crayfish)
Lineage: Eukaryota; Metazoa; Arthropoda; Malacostraca; Decapoda; Cambaridae
Source: RefSeq, a predicted model, not a curated record
GAGGUGGUGCGGGCCAGAGGUUACAUCAGCCUCACACGUGGGUCGUCCUCGCCGCCACCUUCUCUCCUCUCCUCUUCCCUCGCCAUGAUCUCCAAAGCCAGGCUCAUGGCCACCAACCUGGCCGCCCUCGGCGCCAGGAAGACUGCCGGCCAACUGGUGCAGCAGGCUUCAGUUCAGGGUGUCAUUGCCCAGAGGGAUGUCUUGAGCAUGCAGACUAGAUAUAAGUCAGAUGGAGUAAAAGGGGCUGUAAUUGGAAUAGACUUGGGUACAACAAACUCCUGCGUAGCUGUAAUGGAGGGCAAAGCGGCUAAAGUAAUCACAAACGCAGAAGGUGACCGCACAACUCCUUCAGUUGUUGCAUUUACGAAAGAUGGAGAACGUCUGGUUGGCAUCCAAGCAAAACGUCAGGCUGUCACCAAUUCUAGAAACACAUUUUACGCUACCAAACGUCUUAUUGGUAGAAGAUACGACGACAAAGAAAUAGCUAAGGACAGGGACACUGUACCUUUCAAGAUUGUUCGUGCUAGUAAUGGGGAUGCCUGGGUGGAGGGGGAUGAUGGCAAGAUGUACUCUCCAUCUCAGAUUGGUGCAUUUAUCCUAGUCAAGAUGAAAGAGACUGGAGAAGCAUACCUUGGCACUCCUGUCAAGAAUGCUGUUGUCACUGUCCCAGCAUAUUUUAACGACUCCCAGCGACAGGCAACGAAGGAUGCUGGUCAAAUUUCUGGUUUAAAUGUUCUACGUGUAAUUAAUGAACCAACAGCUGCAGCUCUUGCCUAUGGCAUGGAUAAAACUGAUGAUAAAGUUAUAGCUGUGUACGAUUUGGGAGGUGGUACUUUCGAUGUCUCUGUUCUUGAGAUUCAAAAGGGUGUGUUUGAAGUGAAGUCGACCAAUGGAGACACAUUCCUUGGUGGAGAGGACUUUGAUAACUAUCUGGUGAAUUUCCUGGCAGCAGAAUUCAAGAAGGAACAAGGUGUAGAUGUUACCAAAGAUAAUAUGGCCAUGCAGAGGCUCAAGGAAGCUGCAGAGAAGGCAAAAAUUGAAUUGUCUUCCUCUACCCAAACUGACUUGAAUCUACCAUAUUUGACAAUGGAUUCAUCAGGGCCCAAACAUAUGAUGUAUAAGCUUACUCGUGCAAAGUUUGAAGGCAUUGUUGAUAAACUGAUAAAGCGCACAGUUGAUCCCUGUCUCAAGGCUCUCAAGGAUGCAGAGUGUUCAAAGUCUGACAUUGGUGAAGUCAUUCUUGUUGGUGGAAUGUCACGAAUGCCAAAGGUUGUAUCAGUGGUCCAAGAAAUUUUUGGCCGUACUCCAAGCAAAUCUGUGAAUCCUGAUGAAGCGGUGGCGAUGGGUGCUGCCAUCCAGGGUGGUGUGCUGGCAGGUGACGUAACUGAUGUGCUGCUGCUCGACGUGACUCCACUCUCUUUGGGCAUUGAAACCCUUGGAGGUGUAAUGACAAAGCUUAUCAACAGGAACACUACUAUACCCACAAGAAAAUCACAGGUGUUUUCAACAGCAGCCGAUGGUCAGACCCAGGUUGAAAUUAAGGUGCACCAGGGGGAGAGAGAAAUGGCUGCAGACAAUAAAAUACUGGGCCAGUUUAGUUUAGUGGGUAUUCCACCUGCACCACGUGGCGUUCCACAGAUUGAGGUCACGUUUGAUAUUGAUGCAAAUGGAAUUGUCCAUGUAUCGGCAAGAGACAAGGGAACUGGCAAGGAACAGCAGAUUGUUAUUCAGUCAUCAGGAGGUCUAAGCAAAGAGGAGAUUGAGAACAUGGUUAAAAAAGCUGAACAAUAUGCUGAAGAGGAUAGAAAGAAGAAAGAAGUGGUGGAGGCAAUUAACCAGGGAGAGAGCAUCAUUCACGAUACAGAGAGCAAGAUGGAGGAAUUUAAAGAUCAACUUCCAGCAGAAGAGAGUUCAAAAUUGAAAGACCAGCUUAGUAAAGUGAAAGAACUUCUUGCUAACAAGGAUACUGCUGACCCUGAAGAGAUCAAGAAGCAAGUCAGUGAACUGCAACAGGCAUCUCUAAAGUUAUUUGAAAUGGCAUACAAAAAAGUAAAUGGCAUCGGAAAGGGAAAGCAGCUCGUCAAGCGAUAAAGACAAGAAAGAGGGAGAAGGUCAACAGUAAUGUGCCUUUGGUUUGCACAUGUGUACAGUAAAGAUGCAAUGUGGUGUUACUCUGUUGAUAUCUAGUGAAGGGCACUCCAGCAGUUCAUUGAGCAGUUUUUACUGGCAAAGUUAUUCUGUUUGUGGACUAUACUGAACCCAGGACUGAUAUAUUGGUCUUGCCAUGAGCAUCUGAUAGACAGUGUUCUUAUAGAACUUGUAUAUUUAAGUGGUGGUGUGUGUAUAAAUGCUUAGACAGUUGUUGCCAUGUGAAGAGUCCAGUAAUUAUAUCAUUAUUAUUAACUACAUCCAUAUUCCAGCAUAUAUGUCUAUAUAUUAAUUUAAGGUUAUGUUAUGAUUUUGUAUAAAAUUGAGAAAUACAUAUGUACAUAUUACGUUA